GCCAAGUCGUCACGAACGAACGGCUAAGCGGCUAAGCCACGUACGCUGUCCACGUCUAGGCUGGCCGCUGCAUGAAAGAUCGAAGGAUCUGAAGCCAUGCGGCAGUUCAUAUCGCUGGUUUCAUGACAACUUCAAGUUGUGCGGCUUGCACGUGGCGUGGCGAGAGCGCCUGGGUCUGAAUGGACAAUGCGCCACAUCAUCGAUCAUGCACCGCAUCGCAUUUACGCAUCGUGAUACGGCCUGAUCAUAUGUUGCACGGCCGCACUCUUGCUUUCGCGCUGUACACCACCAUGGCUUUCUGCGCUGCUGAAUUUGACGGCAACACAACCGAGCGGGAGCUUGGCGGCUGCGGUCAGAGUUGUCCGCCUCCGACAUCGAGAUCAGCAGCAGUCACCUGCUGUUGGAAUCGGGCGUACUGCCCCUCAUCUUACUCGCACAAGCGCGAUCUCAUCUCUGAACGCCGUGCUUCCGGGCCUGGGCGAGGGCAACACCUCCCCGUUCGUCUUCUUCACAGUGUCGGAUGUUGCCGAGCCGCUCAAGCUGCUGGCUGGAAACGUUCAUUCCGUAACGUUAGACUGCUGUCGGUACAUCGUAGCUUGACUCCAUAUCGCACUCUGCUCGACCCGAUCCAGGCGAUGGUUGCCGUGUGGCGAAUAUGAAUGUAGUAACGGAAAGGUCCUAUCAAAAGUUACAUUCGCCAGGCGCCUACUUUGUGAGGCAGUUACCACUGCAUGCAACGUUGGAAUUACAGUAUCGCGCACCGACAACCACGGGACUCCUGGCUGUGCUGCAUGGUAGUUACCGUACUGGAAACGGGCAACGUCUUGCGCCCUGAAGCCGACAUACUCCGCCGUUACACAGGCGAACUUGCGAGACCUGGUCACUAUUUUCUGCACCAUUUUUGCGAACGCCGUUGUCAUAACCCCACG
Messenger RNA from Baudoinia panamericana UAMH 10762, 929 nucleotides. RefSeq lists its product as uncharacterized. The transcript has 2 exons. The coding region runs from base 180 to 659 and encodes 159 amino acids. The record is from RefSeq and is a predicted model, not a curated record. Lineage: Eukaryota; Fungi; Ascomycota; Dothideomycetes; Mycosphaerellales; Teratosphaeriaceae.